GAGAUCCAACAUUUAUUCUCCCUCUCUCUCUCUCUCUCUCUACAAACUCAUAUCCUGUAGUGAAGAGAAUCGAGCUCACAAUGAAUUUUAGAAUCGCAACUAUGUUCAUAGUAACACUCUCUCUUUGUUGUCACUCCAGAGCCCUCAAGGAAGGACAAUCUUGCGUUGCAGAUGGUAACUGCGACUCUGGACUACAUUGCGAAUUUUGCCUUGCCAACGGCAAUAUUCGGCCGCGUUGUACUCGAAUUCAGCCUCUCAAUCCAUUGUCAGAGGUGAAAGGAAUGCCGUUUAAUCGGUAUUCGUGGUUGACAACACACAAUGCAUUUGCUAGACUGGGACAGAGAUCGGCUACGGGGGAUGUGAUUUUAGCUCCCUCAAAUCAGCAGGAUUCCAUUACCGCUCAGCUCAAUAAUGGUGUUAGAGGGCUGAUGCUUGAUAUGUAUGACUUCAAAAAUGACAUCUGGCUAUGUCAUUCAUUUGGCGGCAAAUGCUAUAACUACACUGCUUUUCAACCUGCCAUAAAUGUUUUGAAAGAGAUUCAAGUGUUUCUUGAGGCAAACCCGUCUGAAAUCGUCACCAUUAUCAUUGAAGACUAUGUCACAUCUCCUAAUGGUCUAACCAAGGUGUUUGAUGCUGCUGGCCUGAGGAAAUUCUGGUUUCCAGUAUCUCGAAUGCCAAAAAACGGUGCCGAUUGGCCGACAAUUGAUGCUAUGAUCAGGCAGAACCAGCGUUUAGUGGUUUUUACAUCAAAAUCUGCUAAGGAGUCCUCUGAAGGCAUUGCUUAUGAGUGGAGAUACUUGGUAGAAAACCAAUAUGGUAAUGGUGGGAUGAAAGCUGGAUCUUGUCCCAACCGAGCAGAAUCUUCUCCCUUGAACACAACAACAAGGUCAUUAGUCCUGAUGAACUACUUUCCUGAUAACCCAGAUAUAACCCAAGCUUGCAAGCAUAAUUCAGCUCCAUUGAUUAGCAUGAUGAAUACAUGUCAUGAAGCAGCUGGUAAAAGAUGGCCUAACUUCAUUGCCGUCGAUUUUUAUAAGAGGAGCGAUGGAGGGGGAGCUCCUGAAGCUGUAGAUGCGGCAAAUGGUCAGCUUGUUUGUGGGUGUACAACCAUUGGUGAUUGCAAGGCAAAUAUGACCUUUGGAGUAUGUGACCUGCCUGAGGCUAGUGUAGCCCCCACUGUAGCAUCAACAAAUGAAACCAGCUCUGCUCAUUUGGAUAGCAGGCUGAUCCUAUUGCGGUGGCUGUUCUGGACUGUUUUAAUAGCCAUCAUCAUGUCAUUUUAAGGAGCUUCAUUGUCCAGCAAGAAGAGAGUAAGGAGCUUAUGAGGUAUGACCUACACUAGUUCCAUUUCAGUUCAAUGGAAAGAAAUUGUACUCACUGACAGGCCAUAGCACAUUUAGAAUAGUUUGCAAUGUGUGCCAUUUGAUUACCGGUAAUAAAGAAACAUUAGGACAGCUUAUCCUUCCAGCUUUUCGCUUAUAUGAACAGCAGUCAGGUGCAACCUUGGUGCCUAUCUGGGACAGGUUUGAUUUUAGGAGCCAACACAAGUGCUUCUCACUCUCUGCAACUGCAUUGAAACCUAGGGAAACUACAAGGAAAGAGAAACAGUUGUAUUGUCUCUCUCUUCAAUGAUACAUGACCAUUUUUUAAAUAUCCGAUAACCAUUCCAACUACAUGUUCGCUAGACUCAUGGUUACAAUCUACACUCAGAAUAAAU
Molecule: messenger RNA, 1717 nt
Organism: Ilex paraguariensis (yerba mate)
Lineage: Eukaryota; Viridiplantae; Streptophyta; Magnoliopsida; Aquifoliales; Aquifoliaceae
Source: the annotation of a GenBank genome assembly